Messenger RNA from Fusarium mangiferae, 1509 nucleotides. Its product is annotated as putative sphingolipid long chain base kinase. The transcript is spliced from 4 exons. The coding region runs from base 1 to 1509 and encodes 502 amino acids. NCBI's taxonomy places the organism in Eukaryota, Fungi, Ascomycota, Sordariomycetes, Hypocreales, Nectriaceae. Gene Ontology annotation, biological process: sphingosine biosynthetic process. The record is from RefSeq and is a predicted model, not a curated record. Gene Ontology annotation, cellular component: cytoplasm; intracellular membrane-bounded organelle; membrane.
AUGGACGAAGGCAUUGGAAUGUUGCUCCUCUUGGAGGACAAGAAGAAGUUGACCAUUGGAAUUGACGAACUGGAGCUCAACGACCCUGCUGCAAACAAGUCAACUCGCUCCUCCUGUGCUCCUUUCUCUGGCAAAUCCGCUCCCAACAAUAGCAUACCCUUCUACAACGUCCUUUGGGCUGAGCUCUCCAACGACCAGAUCAUAAUCGACUAUGCUCACCACGCUUCGAAGACAUUGAUCAAGCCUAAGAAAUGGGUCUUCACGCUUGCCAAGGACGACGAGUCGACCAGCGGUACACCAGCAGAGAUCUUCGUCAAGACCCUCAUGACACGCGCCUACGGUGAUGCGCAGUCUCAGAAACGCGCCUACGUGCUGAUCAACCCGAACUCCGGUCCCGGUGGUGCUAUCAAGCAGUGGGAGACUGAGGUGAAGCCGCUCUUCCAGGCGGCAAAGAUGCAGAUUGACCCCGUGAUAUUGAAGCACGGUGGAGAAGCCGUUGAACUGGCGCAAAACGCCGACCUGUCCAGAUACGAUACUAUCAUGGCAUGUUCUGGUGAUGGAACGCCACACGAGAUUUUCAACGGCCUUGCUAAGCGACCUGAUGCUGCCAGAGCGCUUUCUACGAUGCCUGUCAGCCAUAUCCCUUGUGGUUCGGGAAAUGCAUUCUCUUGUAACUUGUACGGAUCUCAUCGACCUUCUUUCGCUGCACUUGCCAUCAUCAAGGGUGUCGUGACCCCGAUGGACUUGGUGUCAGUCACCAGUGGUCACAACCGCAUCAUUUCGUUCCUCUCCCAGACGCUCGGCCUCAUAGCCGAGUGUGAUCUUGGCACGGAACAUAUGCGAUGGAUGGGCAGUGCGCGUUUCGAGGUCGGUGUCGUUCAGCGCAUGUUUAAGAAGAAGUGUUAUCCCUUUGAUCUGGCUGUCAAGGUGGAGAUUGAAGACAAAAGCGAUGUCAAGGCUCAUUACAAACAUCACGCGAGCUCCACGAGCCUGAAUCAUCUAGCUAAGAAGCUUGAUGCAGACCCUGUGGCUGAAGAUGCAGGUUUGCCGCCGUUGAAGUAUGGCACGAUCCAAGACAAUCUCCCCGAAGGAUGGGAGCUGAUCCCCUAUGACAAGGUUGGCACAUUCUACGCCGGUAACAUGGCUUAUAUGUCACCCGAUGCUCCCUUCUUCGCUGCCUCUCUCAUCUCGGAUGGUUUGAUGGACCUCGUCACUAUUGAUGGUGAUCUGCCUUUCUUCACAGCUAUCAAGGUCCUUCUUGAUGUUGAAGCUGAGAAACUUUUUGACAACCCUCAUGUCACCUACAAGAAGAUCUCAGCUUACCGCAUCAUUCCUCGAGAUCAAGAGGAUGGCUAUAUCAGCAUUGAUGGUGAGAAGUGCCCAUUCGGACCUUUCCAGGCCGAGAUCCACCAGGGCCUUGGGCGAGUAAUCUCCAAGUCUGGCAAGUAUGAGGCCGCGGGACCCAAGAACUGGGACAAGGUGACACUAGCCGACCGCAUCCAUGGAUGA